AUGACUUGCAAUCCAAAAUGGCCAGAAAUUAGAAGAUUUGUUAAGGACACUGGCCUAAAUCCAGAAGACAGGUCUGACAUUCUUUGUCGUUUAUUUAAGAUUAAGCUUGAUGCACUUAUUAAAGAAUUGAAAGAGAAUGAGUUUUCUUGGCAAAACUCAAGCAGACGAGCUGAUGGACGUUUUAUUGAAAAAUCAUGUGUUAAACUAGACAACAGAAAUGUCGUUCCAUAUAACAAACAUCUGUUAAAAAGAUAUCAAGCACACAUUAAUGUUGAGUGGUGCAAUCAGUCAUCUUCAAUCAAAUAUCUGUUCAAAUAUAUCAAUAAGGGUCCAGAUAGAGCUACUGUUGCAAUUGUAGAAAACAGUAAUGAUGCGGUCACUUUUAAUGUUGUUGAUGAGAUAAAACAACCAUCUGUGGCGUCCUCAAUGUUCUUAGCUUGGAUGCAUUGUAAUCAAAUUUAUCAAGAAGAACGAGAACUCACUUACGUUGAAUUCCCUACAAAGUUUGUGUGGAAAUUGGACGAACAACGUUGGGAUCGAAGGAAAAAAGGGUUCUCAAUUGGACGGAUUCAUUCAGUUUCUCCUACUGUAAGAGAAGAAUAUUACUUACGAAUUCUUCUAAAUAAAGUCAAAGGUCCUAAAUCAUUUGAAGACAUUCGUACAGUUAAUGGAAAAACAUUUCUUAGUUUUAGAGAUGCAUGUUAUGCUGUUGGGCUUUUAGACGAUGACAAGGAAUAUAUUGAUGCCAUUGAAGAGGCAAAUUUAACUGCAUCUGAUUUAUCUCUCAAUGAAGAACAAGUGAAUAAUCUAACUUUGUUCGAAAUUGAAAAGAUUUUGCUUCGUAACAAUUCCACAUUGAAAAACUUCACUACUCUACCUUAUCUAGAUAAUGAUUCGCUUGAAUCAUCAAAGAACCGUAUGAUUGCAGAAGAAAUGGAUUAUAACCAUCAUAAUUUACGUGAUGAGUUUCAGACACUUGUUACUACUCUAACAAAUGAGCAAAGAGGUGUAUAUAAUGAAAUCAUGAUUGCGGUUGAAAAGAAAAAAGGUGGUGUGUUUUUUGUUUAUGGGAAUGGCGGAACAGGUAAAACAUUCCUGUGGAAGACCUUGGAUGCAUCAAUAAGAUCUAAAGGAGAUAUUGUUUUAAAUGUUGCUUCCAGUGGUAUUGCAUCUUUACUUCUUACCGGUGGCAGAACAGCACACUAUCGGUUUCAAAUCCCGCUCAUUCUCAAUGAAGAUUCUCUUUGCCACAUGAAGCCAGACAGUGAUGUUGCGAGCUUAAUAAAGAAAACUACUUUGAUAAUAUGGGAUGAGGCACCAAUGGUUCAUAAGCAUGCAUUUGAAGCAUUAGAUAGAAGUAUGAACGAUAUUUUCCAUACUCAACGCAGUGGUGACUCACAUAUGCUUUUUGGGGGUAAGGUAACUAUUUUUGGAGGAGAUUUYAGACAGAUUCUGCCGGUUAUUCCCAAUGCAGGUAGACAAGACAUCGUAAAUGCAUCAUUAAGUUCAUCUUACAUUUGGAAAAAAAGCAAAGUCCUAAGGUUAAUUAGGAACAUGAGGCUAACUGCAAACAGUGAGAGUUCAGAAAUUGAACAAACAAGGGAUUUUGCAAAAUGGAUUUUGGACUUAGGAGAAGGAAAAGUUGGAGGAGAAGAAAAUGAGUACUUAAGUUCAGAUACGCUAUGUGAAUCAGAGCACCUUCAUGAUGAGUUUGACAAAACAUUGUACUCUCCUGAUGUUUUAAAUGGUCUUAAAUUAUCAGAAAUACCAAACCACAAGAUUUUACUAAAAGUUGGUGUUCCUGUCAUGUUACUCAGGAAUAUUGAUCAGAAAUCUAGAUUAUGUAAUGAUACUAGACUGCGGGUGUUAACAUUGGGAAAUCGAAUGUCUAGUCCAUCACGAAGGUCAGAGAGAACUGCCCGACCUAUAUCUGAAGAAAGGGAGGAAUCUUCCGCUAAUCCAUCAACCUAUGCUUCAAGGAGUAGAGGUCAUGGAAAGGGUAGGGGUAGGGGUCAAGGGAGGAGUCAGAUUUUUGAGAGGAGUCAGGCUGAAAUUCGCCCUGAUCAAAGGUAUUAUCAAUGGCCAUCUUAUUCCGUCAAUGAAUUCUAUGUGAGAGAAGUUACUGAAUUGGAAUAUGGGUUUGGGGAUAUUGGAUUCGGUGUUGGUUCCUCUUCCAAAUCUACUGUUCCUGUUGUUGAAGGUUUUAGUUUCUUUACCCUUAUUUCUUGUGUGACGUUGUUUCUCAUAUUGCCGAUGUAUGCUUUUGGUACACAUCGAAGGACUUUUUUCAUGGUAUUUGCAUUUACUUACUUAUGGGAUUCUUAUGGGAUUCUUAUGGGAUCUGCUUCUGUUUUCCAACCCGAUGUCGCCUGA
Molecule: messenger RNA, 2373 nt
Organism: Cynara cardunculus var. scolymus (artichoke)
Lineage: Eukaryota; Viridiplantae; Streptophyta; Magnoliopsida; Asterales; Asteraceae
Exons: 8
Coding region: 1-2373 (790 amino acids)
Biological process (GO): DNA repair; telomere maintenance
Molecular function (GO): DNA helicase activity
Source: RefSeq, a predicted model, not a curated record